AUGGUCGGCGCGACGAUCGGAGCGGGCGUGGGACCCCUUGAAGGUCUGCACGGCCUGGUCCUCGAUGCUCUGGUUUCGGUGCGCAUGGUCACAGCCUCGGGCCAGUUGGUCACGGCAUCUGAUGACGAGAACGGGGAUCUCUUCUGGGCCGUCCGCGGCGCGGGGGCCAACUUCGGCAUCAUAACCUCUGCCACUUAUCGGGUUCACAACCACACCAACGGCGGCCAGGCCGUGAACGCGGACUUCAUCUUCCCGCCGGCCGCCAACGUCUCGCUGUUUGAGGUGCUGAAGUCCUGGGACGAUGACGAUGUUUUCCCGCAGAAUCUCGGCCUGGAGAUUGCGGCGUCUUUCAACCACACGAGUCAACUGCCCAACCUCGACGCCAACUUCAUCUUCUACGGCACCCAAGAAGCCGCCCAGCCGUACCUGGACAAGCUGAUCGCGCUGAACCCCCUCCGGUACCAAAACCUCACCGUCGGCUGGAACAACCUCACCAACGUGGCAGGCUUCGGCCACGCCUCGGGCGUCUGCGCCCGGGGCGACUACACCACCCACUACAGCCUCGGCGCGAAUCGAACCGACGUUGCCACCUUCUCGGCCUUUUUCGACAACUUCACCGCCUUCUCGGCGGCGAACCCCUGGUUCGAUGGCUCGUUCGCUCUCGAGCGCUACAACACCAAGGCCGCGCUGGCGGUGCCGGAAAGCGAACGGGGAGUCUAUCCGUGGCGGGACAUCAAAACGCUAGUCAUCUUCGAAAACGUCUACCCAAACUCCAGCCACGACGCCGCCGUCGCCGCCUUCUACGGCCCCGUCCGGCGCGCUUUCCAGGCCGUCAGCGGCUUCGCCGUGCCCCACGUCUACGUCAACUACGGGUACGGCGACGAGGGGCCCGCGGCCUGGUACGGGGCGCACAACCUGCCGAGGCUGAGCGCUUUGAAGCGCAAGUGGGAUCCGAGGGGUUAUUUCGGCGCGGGGAAUCCGGUGCCGUUGUCUUGGGAGGGGGAGGGGGAGGGGGCAUUAAUUAGAUAA
This is a messenger RNA of Letharia lupina, 1029 nucleotides long. RefSeq lists its product as uncharacterized. Gene Ontology annotation, molecular function: FAD binding; oxidoreductase activity. The transcript has 3 exons. The coding region runs from base 1 to 1029 and encodes 342 amino acids. The record is from RefSeq and is a predicted model, not a curated record. NCBI's taxonomy places the organism in Eukaryota, Fungi, Ascomycota, Lecanoromycetes, Lecanorales, Parmeliaceae.